Molecule: messenger RNA, 1464 nt
Organism: Aspergillus novofumigatus IBT 16806
Lineage: Eukaryota; Fungi; Ascomycota; Eurotiomycetes; Eurotiales; Aspergillaceae
Product: T6SS phospholipase effector Tle1-like catalytic domain-containing protein
Exons: 3
Coding region: 1-1440 (479 amino acids)
Source: RefSeq, a predicted model, not a curated record
AUGAGCAAUACACCACGACGCCAGAUUGUCCUGUGUUUCGAUGGCACAGGAAACACAUUCCGUGCUGAUGGCACGGAAACGAAUAUCCUCAAGAUUUGUCGAAUGUUGGAAAAAUCAGAUGAGCAAUCGGGCAUUGGCACCGAGAUAACGCCAGGCUCACUCGCAGCCAUGACGCUGAAGAAGAGCAGCCGCCUGGGGAGGAGCAAAACACUGAGCCAGGCGCUGGGAAAGUCAUUUGACCAGCACGUCCUCGGCGGCUACCGGUUCCUCAUGCGUCACUACCGAACCGGGGCCGAGAUCUACAUUUUUGGCUUCUCUCGCGGCGCCUAUACAGCUCUUUUCUUGGCCAACAUGCUGGAUUACGCCGGCCUGCUGGGUCCGGACAACGAAGAAAUGAUCCCUUUUAUCUGGGAAGCCUUUUCGAAAUUCAAGCUGAGAGCAUAUGCGGAAAGUGAUCAGCACAAAAAAGCGUUUGAGUUUCUCAAUCACUGCCGGAAAACACUAUGCCGCCCGGUUGUCCGGGCUCGCUUCGUGGGCUUGUUUGAUACCGUCAACAGCAUUGCAGACUUUGAGGUCUUUAACAAUAUGAGCUCCUCGGCCGUGAAAACGCGCCAUGCGGUGAGUAUCGACGAACGCAGAUCCAAAUUUGAACCUGUUCUGUUGCGCCCUAGAAAUGCAGGCGAGCCUCGAGUGGUCCGUCACCACCCGCACACGAAGGCUUCCCCUCCCCAAGAGUCUCCGGGAGAGGCCUCAAAUUCAUUGGACCAUCCUGCUGCAGCUCCUGUCACCGAUGCGGCUGAGGACGAGGAUGAGGAUGAACUUUGUGAUAUGCAAGAGGUGUGGUUCCCCGGCGGCCAUGCAGACAUCGGCGGGGGAUAUCAGCGCGAGCCAACAGAGAAGAAAUACCAGCUCAGCCAUGCACCGCUGGUCUGGAUGGUCCACGAGGCAUCUCGGUGCGGACUUCGGUUCGAUCCGCACAAGCUCCGAGUGGAGGGGUGCUUCCUCGAUCCGGAAUCGCCCGAUGCGUUCUAUAAGGACCUUGAUGAAUCUAUCACGACAGGCCAGCUGCAUGAUCGUCUUGAGUUCGGUCCUGGGAUGUCUGUCCCCUCCGUGCUGGCGUGGCGGAUCAUGGAGUAUCUGCCAAUCCGCCGGGCCGAGAGACAGCUCAAUGGGAAGUGGAAGCCCAUCCACUGGCCGCUGCAUCGCGGGAGAUUUCGGGAGAUGGGGCCUGAUGAUGUGAUCCAUGCCUCUGCUUUCCGUCGGAUGGAGGCAAAUCCCGAUUAUCGUCCGGUCAGACUCAUAGCUAGAGGUUGGAAGAAUCUUCGAAAAACCCCUGCCGAACUUGGGCGCGGCGAAUUUGUGAUCUAUGAGAACGAGGGGGAUCCAGUGCGACAGACAUAUGUCAGAAAAAAGCCUCCAGUGCCGGGCAAGACAGAAUAAUGCCGUUCUUUUCUGGAUGGCGAC